UGAAGUACGUGAUCCUACAUAUCAAUACAGGGUUGACACUGGUAAUUUCCAGGGAAUGAAAAUCUUCUUCCUUGUGGUGGCAACCACAUACAUUCUCUACCUUUUGUUCCUGAUAGUGAGGGCAUGUUCAGAACUUCGUAACAUGCCUUAUGUUGAUCUCAGGUUAAAAUUCUUGACCGCGUUAACCUUUGUAGUGCUUGUCAUUAGCAUUGUUAUACUCUACCUACGCUUUGGAGCACAAGUUCUACAGGACAACUUUGUUGCUGAGCUGUCGACUCAUUAUCAGAAUUCAGCAGAAUUCCUAUCAUUUUAUGGUUUAUUGAACUUUUAUCUCUACACAUUAGCCUUCGUGUAUUCCCCCUCAAAGAAUGCACUAUAUGAAUCACAGUUGAAAGACAAUCCUGCUUUUUCAAUGCUGAAUGAUUCAGAUGAUGAUGUGAUUUAUGGGAGUGACUAUGAAGAAAUGCCACUUCAGAAUGGCCAAGCUAUUAGAGCCAAGUAUAAAGAGGAAUCGGACAGUGAUUGAUUUUGCUGUAGACAGACUUGUUCAGGUGGAAUUACACCAAUCAGGUGGGAUUACACCAAUCCUGAAGUUUUCCUAGAUGUACAACUUCCUUGGCUUUCUUAGUCUGCUGACAUCUCAACACCGACUCCCAGGAAGGACAUCCUGCUUCUGUUUCUGUUUACAAAGUUAAAACUGAAAAAAACCCCAAUGCUUGAAAAGGUUGUGGUGAAAACAUAAGAAACCAAAAUUUUUAUGCAUCUUAUAAAAUGCCUGAUAGAAGGAUGUCUAUGGACUAAAAUCUUGAAACCUAUUUCCAUUUAGAAGUAUCACUGAUUAUAUGCUGAUUUUAAAAUUGCUUCCUUGGUUUUCUGGUGGGUUGUUCUGAGGGUUAUGUCCAGCAUAUUGUCAUUCAUCUGUUGCAUUUGUGUUAGCUCCUUUGUGGAUUGCCCACUGCUGUACCAAGUGCCUCAUUUCCCUUUCAAUUUUCUACCUUAGUCUAUUGAGCUGGAAGCAGGGAAUGAAAUGGUUUAUGGUUUUCUCUCUCUCUUUCCUUUUUUUUUUUUUUAAAUGCAAGAAAAACACAAACUUUCCAUUCUUCAUUCAAAGAAGUGAUACAGACUUAAGAAUAUUUUAAAAUUCAUUUAAGUUUACCAGAUUUGUUAGUGUGAGAUACGUGCAAAUAGUCAAGUUCUAGUGAGCCAAAAUAGCCUCAGUGGUGCAAAAUGAUCUGUAUAAUACAUGUUUCAUAACAUGCUUUACCGCCACAACAGAAGCCUUUGGGUUUGUUUUGCCUUUUUUUUUUUUUUAAACAGCCCUUUUAAAUAGAAAUAUUUAGGCAACAACAAACCUCAGAAGGAAGCCAGUACUCUUCUUUCUGGGCUUUUGUGUGCUGGAGGAGAUUGUUACACUUGCAGAGAAUACAGUGUGAAAGUUUCACAGAGAUUAAUUUAAAAUUUCCAAACAUUUCAUUUUUAGAGGCUUUUUCUACAUCAGAUUUUUUUCUUAAGGUGUAUUAAUAGUUAUUCUACAUCCUAGGAACAGUUGUUCAUGUAUUGAACAUGUGUGAGAGUUGGCUUUUGGGCAUGUUCUAGCCAUGGUUCAACUUCUUUGUCAUAACCACAGGCGCCACUUGUACCCGUCAGAACUUCCAGGACAUUUUAUUAUCUGUGUUCCAGUCUGUGCUGGAGCAGAGUUUUAUGGGAAUUCAGUAUUCCUGGUACAAUGCUGCUGCUUCUCUAUUUAAAAGUUGGGUUUCUCCUGCACCGUUGCUCAGCUCUUUAUUUAAGAGGAUGUUUUGUUUCUAAUUAAUUUUGUUUUCAAGUACUUGACCUGUCUGAAAGUAUCUUUUUUUUUUUUUGUGACUGUGAUUGACUCUUGUACCAUUUCCCUGCCCUGCUGCUGUAGAGAAGACUCUCAAAAGUACUGUUAAUGUCUUAGACAGAAGCUGGUGCUGGCUUACACUAGGGAAUUGUACUCCUCACUGAACUAGUUGAAGCAGAAGAGUGCAAUGAAGUCCUACUUGAUUGAUUUGCUGAAUGGUAUUAGGGAAAAAAUAGAUUUGUUCCGCUUUGAUGCGAGGACUGCUGUGGAGCAUUCCCACUGCAGUAACCUCUCCUGGUGGCUGCUGGAGAUCACGAACGGGAGACUUCACAGGAGAGCAGUUUGUUUAGAGAGGACCAAAGGAACUGCUUCAUGUCAGAAAAUAGUUCAGAUUAAAUGAUUAACUCGGUGCUCUGCUAAAGAUGGGGGUGGUGAGACACUCCGCGUGUGUGAGGGAGAAAACUUCCUAAAAUUAUGUAGAGCUGUGAAAUUUUUGGAGGAUAUUUGAAAUUUAAAACUUUCUGUACUGGGGACCAUUUAUUUGUUAGAAGCCAAAGCACUAUUCUAUGGCUAAACCAAGGAAACUGCUCAGGGGAGGGGAAGGUUUUUUCCUUUAAUUUCUUAAUUAAUUAGUGUCAGUUUAGAACACCAUAUACGAAGACAUUAAAGAAGUAUUUCAGGUUAGUGGUGUGUUGGUUUUUGUUUUUUCCCCCGUGAACUACAGUAAGCUGUACCUUCAGC
Calidris pugnax (ruff) is the source of this 2566-nucleotide messenger RNA. RefSeq names its product transmembrane protein 181-like. Bases 56 to 526 code for a protein of 156 amino acids. The transcript is spliced from 7 exons. Gene Ontology annotation, molecular function: toxic substance binding. Lineage: Eukaryota; Metazoa; Chordata; Aves; Charadriiformes; Scolopacidae. The record is from RefSeq and is a predicted model, not a curated record.